AUGGCGGAUCCGAGGAGGUCUCCCGAUAAGUCGCUUCUCCAAGCAAGGGGAAUUCAACCACAGAGAUCGCCUGCUCCCCCGACGACAGCCCCGCGGCCUACCUUUGUCGACGAUGAUUCCGACGACGAUGACGAGUCCAGCGAUCAGAUGCCAUUGCCCAGGAGCCAUACACCAGGGCAUCUCGCUAGCAAGAGCAUACAAGCGAACCGUCGAAAACCUUCCGAUCUUUCUAUUCGCCAACGCUCCCAAUCCACUUCUCAAUCAGCCGGGCAAGGGGCCUCGUCUACCUCCAGAACAGCUCCCAAACCAGCUCACUCGUCCACAAACAACGCCGGGGAUGCCUCGAGUGAGGGAGAUCGACGAACCAGGCGACCUACAGCUUCACGGUCGACUUCUGCGAUAACCAGCCGAACAACUGCCCAGGCGACCGCACGAUAUGGAUCACAUAGGUCUCGCAUAGCUCAGGACGAAUACGUAGCGUUUCCUUCGCUUCCGGAUCCCAGGACGGCUCCUAAUGUUGACGUGGCACCAGCAUCUGGCAUGUACUGGUCCAAAGCGCCUGUAUCGGGAGCUCCUCAUACCUCGUUACGGGCACAUACAACGACAAUUAUUGGCUCAAACGUAUAUGUUUUUGGUGGCUGCGACUCAAGGACAUGCUUUAACGAUCUCUAUGUGUUGGAUGCAGACUCUUUCCACUGGUCUAUACCGUAUGUCGUUGGUGAAAUACCUGUUCCAUUGAGGGCUAUGACAUGUACUGCUGUAGGCAAGAAACUCGUCGUGUUCGGCGGAGGUGACGGCCCAGAGUAUUAUAACGAUGUCUAUGUGCUGGAUACGACAAAUUUCCGGUGGACUAAGCCACGGAUUAUAGGAGAUAAGAUGCCAUCAAAGCGGAGAGCGCAUACUGCUUGUCUAUACAAGAACGGCAUUUACGUGUUUGGCGGCGGUGAUGGUGUCCGUGCUCUUAAUGAUAUCUGGCGAUUAGAUGUUGCCGACGUUAACAAAAUGUCAUGGCGAUUAGUAUCCAGUUCUGAUAAGCCAAGUCCGGGGACAAAAGACUAUCGUCCCAAGGCAAGGGGCUAUCACACUGCCAACAUGGUGGGCAGCAAGCUCAUCAUCUUUGGCGGUUCCGAUGGCGGCGAAUGCUUCGACGAUGUAUGGGUAUACGACGUUGAGGCGCAAUUAUGGAGAGCAGUACCUAUCCCGGUUGUUUUCCGCCGCCUGUCGCACACGGCCACAAUAGUCGGGUCUUAUCUUUUCGUCAUUGGCGGCCAUGAUGGAAGCGAGUAUUCCAGCGAUGUCCUAUUGCUGAACUUGGUCACGAUGACUUGGGAUAGACGCCGGGUCUACGGAAAAGCACCAUCGGGCCGUGGCUACCACGGCACGGUGCUGUAUGACAGUCGCCUAAUUGUAAUUGGAGGUUUUGACGGAAGCGAAGUGUAUGGCGACGUUAUGCUCCUAGAGCUGGCUGUUCAUGCGUACUAUUCGCAGAUCAGCCACUUUACUAUUGAGGUCUAA
Molecule: messenger RNA, 1515 nt
Organism: Fusarium sp. VM40
Lineage: Eukaryota; Fungi; Ascomycota; Sordariomycetes; Hypocreales; Nectriaceae
Source: the annotation of a GenBank genome assembly